AUGUUGGGCGAGCCAGCAACAAAGCAUGAAGAUCUCUUAGGUGGAAUCCGUCGGCUCGACAAGAAUGAGCUGUACUCCGAUCUCACCAUCACCUGUGGUGGUGAUGUCUAUAAAGCGCACAACCUGGUCGUCUGCUCUCAAUCCAGCGCAGAGGAAGGGCGCAUCGAUCUCCCAGAGGAUGACCCAUGGAUGGUAGAACGAAUGAUCUACUACUUCUAUCAUCUCGACUACCUGCCUACAACCCGGAUGAACAUGUGCAAACUUUCUGGCCUCGAUCCGCUAGGAGAUGAUCGUUGUCCGUGUAUCUCAGCUACUCACAUGAAGUGUAGUAUUGAUACCGACGAAUGCCUCAUCACCCACUCGUACAUGUAUUCCAUGGGCGAUAGGUUCGGAAGUCCAGGAUUGCGAGAUAUGGCCAGCGCCAAGUUCACCGCGGCCUUAGUCCAACACGGAACGACGACAGGGCUGCCGCCUGUGAUACCUGUCGUGUGUGCGACAACGCCCGAUUCAGAUCCCGUCUUGAGGACGCUUGUUGCUCAGGACAUUGUCACCUAUAAGGGUUUCCUCGAGGACAAGAUUCUCCAGAUUUCACUGAGAGAGCACCCAGUCAUGGCAUAUUACGUCCUCCGAGCCGAACACCCAGAUCUCAACCUGCCACUGCCAAGGAUCUGA
Molecule: messenger RNA, 672 nt
Organism: Mytilinidion resinicola
Lineage: Eukaryota; Fungi; Ascomycota; Dothideomycetes; Mytilinidiales; Mytilinidiaceae
Exons: 3
Coding region: 1-672 (223 amino acids)
Source: RefSeq, a predicted model, not a curated record